AUGGAAGCAUUAUUAUAUAUUAAGCUUACUCUGGCUAAUAUGCUCGACCAGCCCUACACCUUCUCUGGGCCUGGUGGGGAGUCCAAUGUGGAUCUGACCCUUACCACUGGGGACGUUUAUCUUGCCAAUUGGCCAGAGCGCGAAGAGGUCAGCGCCAGCGACCACAACGUAAUUACUUACACGGCCAAGAUUAGCAGGCUGACCACGCGCGCUGCACCCGUUAGGGAGCCCCCUCGUUUUCGCGACCGAGGGGUGGAUUGGAACAGGUUCCAGGCGAUAAUCAAACUGCGAAUGGGAUGGCUGCAUGUGGAAAAACCCGCAGCCCUCCUGGCAGAGGAGUUCUCAGGGGUCAUCAUCCGCUUCGCGGGGGAGGGCCUAGGGGAGCUUCGCCCCAGGGGGCUUGAGGGGGUACGAAUGGUGGACGACUGA
Molecule: messenger RNA, 429 nt
Organism: Parnassius mnemosyne (clouded apollo)
Lineage: Eukaryota; Metazoa; Arthropoda; Insecta; Lepidoptera; Papilionidae
Source: the annotation of a GenBank genome assembly